Messenger RNA from Onychostoma macrolepis, 977 nucleotides. RefSeq names its product origin recognition complex, subunit 6 (gene orc6). Gene Ontology annotation, cellular component: nuclear origin of replication recognition complex. Lineage: Eukaryota; Metazoa; Chordata; Actinopteri; Cypriniformes; Cyprinidae. Gene Ontology annotation, molecular function: DNA binding. The transcript is spliced from 8 exons. Bases 141 to 968 code for a protein of 275 amino acids. The record is from RefSeq and is a predicted model, not a curated record. Gene Ontology annotation, biological process: DNA replication initiation; DNA replication.
ACGUUUCUCUGACCAGCACGUUACAUUGUGCGUUUCGCUUGCCUAUAGUAUUAUUUCAUUAGACGAAUGCUUAAAAGUAGUUAAAGUUUAUAUGUAUUUUACCCGAACGACGUUGGCCACGCCCAUUUCUUGAUCCACCAAUGAGAGGAUUUCAUUGUGUUGUGGUUACAAAGAAGAUCCGAGCAACUUUACAAAUGGAUAAAGAGUUAUUUCGUAAGCUUGCUUCGAAGAUUGGGAUAACGGCUGUUAAAGUAUUGAGUCAAGCCGAGGAAUACAUGCGAUUAUCCCAAGUGAAAUGUGUUGGACUGGGUUCUGUUACAGCCACCAGCAAGGCCAUUAUUUGCCUUGAGUUGGCAGCGACUUCCAUGAAAUGUCCUCUAGACAAGGAGUAUGCCAUCAAACUGUCUGGACUGAGUCCUAAAGUUUACUCCAGCAAUCUGAAGGCUAUGGAGUGCAUGCUGGGCCUGCAGUCAAACCUGGGUCUCAGAGAUCUUGCAGUGCAGUAUGGGUGUUUGGAAGCGGUUAAAUUGGCCUCUCAGAUCCUUCAGAGGUAUGUGACCAGUUUGCCCGCUGCUCAGCAACAAGACCUUGACCUGUCAAAGCCUCUCUUUACCACAGCAGCUCUAUAUGCAACAUGCAAGUGCAUGAAAAUCAGAACUGACAGGAAAUUAGCCUCUUCAUCUGGAGCAAAGAAGGGCAUCUUUGACCGGCUGUGCACGCAGUUUCAGAAAUUCGGACAGGAGAUCUGCAAUGAGGCUUCAUCUAUGGAGAAACCAGUUAAAACGGUUCAAAAGAGGCAGAAGACAAUCGCCGAAAUGUUAGAAACAGGAGAAGAUGAUGAAAAGCUUUCAACAUCCCCCAAGCGAGAGCGGGUUGAGAAGACUGAGGAAGAAGAGACACAAAAUUAUGAAGAGUGGAAAAGAAAAAUCCUUGAAAAUGCAUUAAAAGCAAAGGCAGUAGAUUCUUGAACUCUUAGG